CAGCGGCAGCGACAGUGGGAGCGGUGCUCGGGACCGCCCCGGCGCCCAUUGGCUCGGCGGCUCCGUAUGGGGCUCGGCGAGACCCCAUAAAGGCUGCCGUCCGCUCGCCCGUCCAUCCGUCCAUCCGUCCGUCCGUCCAUCCCGGCCAUGCCCUCGCCGCCGCCCGCCCUGCCCUGGCUCCUGGCCGCCUGCUGCCUCUGCGCCCUCCCGCGGGGCUCAGCGUUCCCGCAGCCUUUCUCGCGCUACCGGGACGGAGUGGAGCUGCCCCCAAACCAGGUACGUCUGUCCCUGGAGCUGCCCCCAAACCAGGUACGUCUGUCCCUGGAGCUGCCCCCAAACCAGCAACUGGCACUGUGUUUCAGUCAGUGGAUGGAAAUGUCCGACCAGCCCCAGAUCUCCAGCACUGUUUUGGAUCUCUGUUAUUCCAUAUUCAACAGUAUGCAUAAAAAUGAGGAAUCACAGAUUGCUUCUGCAAAGUUUACAAAGAAGGACAGUCAUGGAACUCUGGGGCGGCCUUUCUUCCUUUUCAGGGUAUCUGAAUCUCUUUGUUUUAAAGAUUCUGAAUCUCAGGCAUUGUUAUAUGUUCACAGAUGAGCAGCUGUCUCACAAAUUCUAGCUGCAGUUGUUUUGAAUAGAAGCCAAAUAUCCCUAUGCUUGAAAGUUUAGGGAGCCAUUUGCUCAAAAAGCUCUGGUUUGACUAAAAGAUGACAAGAUAAUGAGAUCUGGGGUACUGGUAGAUUAAACACUUCUUUUUGUUUGAAGAUAUGCCUCUGCAAAUGUUUU
Molecule: messenger RNA, 783 nt
Organism: Passer domesticus (house sparrow)
Lineage: Eukaryota; Metazoa; Chordata; Aves; Passeriformes; Passeridae
Gene: NMS
Product: neuromedin S
Exons: 6
Coding region: 148-594 (148 amino acids)
Source: RefSeq, a predicted model, not a curated record